Agrilus planipennis (emerald ash borer) is the source of this 1962-nucleotide messenger RNA. Its product is annotated as dynein regulatory complex protein 11. The record is from RefSeq and is a predicted model, not a curated record. The transcript is spliced from 6 exons. Bases 1 to 1962 code for a protein of 653 amino acids. Gene Ontology annotation, molecular function: ATP binding; protein binding; ATP hydrolysis activity. Lineage: Eukaryota; Metazoa; Arthropoda; Insecta; Coleoptera; Buprestidae.
AUGAGUGAAUACGAAGCAAUUUUAAUAAUCCAAACACACGAAAGAGCACGCCAAGGUCGCGUAAGAACGCAGUUUAUGAAGGAGAUCAAAAUGAUGAAGGAGAAAGGUAGGCAAGCGGCUGAAGAAGAGGAAGAAAGAAGAAAUCGAACAUUUGCUGCCGCAAUAAAAAUCCAAAAACUAUGGAGAGGUUACAUGGCAAGAAGACAAACAAAGAGACGGAAAUUUCAAGAAAUGGUACUAAUCGGGAUGGUUCCUCAACCUAAACCGGACAGGACUGAGAUCAACAAAGCACUAGAAAUCGAAGAAUAUAGAAGAAAAUUGCUGGAACUUCGACAAAAGGAGUACGAACAUGAGAUUAGAGAGAUCAUGAUGGAUUUGGAGAAAACCCAAAGAGGAAACGUGUUAGAACAGCUGAAUGAUCAAGUAAGAAAUUGGCUCUUUGAAUAUAAAACUCAUACCGGAAAAAUACCAGAAUAUACAGGUCCAGAGAGGUCCGUAUCUCGCCUUAUGUUAAGCCGAACAGGUACCGAAAGUACUUUAAGUAAAUCGUCUUCAUCGAAAGAGUCAAAGUCUAAGAAAUCGAAAAGCGCCAAAAGUAAAGAUAGCAAAUCCAACGAUGAAGAGGAAGAAGAUUCAUCCAGAGCCAUUGUGUCAACUUUCGUUCCCGAAUUAACGAUUCGCAAAGAGGAAUACGAUGAAAUAUGGAGGCAUAAAAACGAAUCUGUUAAUCCGUAUCAACAUCCGUAUACAGAUAUAAUCCAUAACGAACAAAUGAUUGAAAUGGAAAACGAAUUAAGAAGAGAAGUUGACGAAACUAUGAAGGGUGAAUUAGAACUCCUGCAGGAAGCAUAUGAAAGAGAUAGGGGAAGAAAAACUAGAAAAUCGAAAGCAGCUAAGAAAGCCAGACGGGGUGCCAAAAAGAGUAAAAAGAAGAAAGAAAAGGACCUAACACCUGACAGAACUACUGAAUCUCUGUUUGAAGAACUCGUGGCUAACGGUAUAAUUAGAGAAUUUCCGGAAGUUUAUCUGAACGAUUUCCGGGCCGAGAGAUCUUUUAGUGAGCCAGCACCCCAUAAUAAAGGUCGAGAGCCAAAACUGGCCCUAGGAGAAAUUCGUCAGGUUGUUAAAGAGUAUUGCGUACUCCCCCUAUUGUCCCCUCAAAUCCAUCAACAAACACCACACGUUCGAUCAGUACUCCUUGCAGGACCCAAAGGAUGUGGCAAGGACAUGCUUGUCAACGCCAUCUGUAGCGAAACUGGGGCGGUGCUUUUUGAUUUGACUCCUGCCAACAUUGUGGGAAAAUACCCGGGAAAAACCGGACUGAUCAUGUUAAUUCAUUUGGUAACCAAAGUAUCGAGACUUUUACAACCAGCGGUAAUAUACAUGGACAAUGCCGAAAGGCCUUUCGUAAAAAAAGUUCCCAAAGCUGAUAAGACUGAUCCAAAAAGACUAAAGAAGGAUUUGCCAAAAAUUGUAAAGAAUUUCAGUCCAGAGGACAGAGUGAUUUUAAUUGGUGUCUCAAGUUGCCCGUGGGACAGCGAUCAAAAACUUUUACAGCAAGUGUAUCAAAAAAUUUUAGUUCUACCACGACCCGACUAUGCCUCGAGGUAUUCUCUUUGGAAACAUCUUCUAGGACAAUACUCCGCCAUCACCUGGCAAUUCGAUGUGAGUGGAAUGAGUAGAAUAUCGGAUGGAUACACAGCAGGAGCUAUUACAAAGACCGUCAGAGAGGUAAUGACCGUCAAAAGAAUGGUUCAAUUGCGAGUGCAACCGUUAAGUCCUUUGGAACUAAUAAACGCACUGAGCAAAAUGAUUCCUGUCUACAAAGAAGAAGAGGAUGCUCUAAUAAACUGGUGGUCGAAAACGCCUAUGUGCAAAAGGAGAAGUCAGGCUGUCGAAGCUUUGAUUGAAGAAGAGGCGGAGAUGCAGGCGAAACAGGCGAACGCGAAAAAAAGGAAAUAA